AUGAGUUUCUUCGGCUUUCGAGGGAGAAAACUCCAGAUGGCCCAGAUCUGGGCUGUCAUUCUGCCGUGUUAUCUCCUGUUCGGCUACAACAACUCUAUUGCUGGAGGCUUUCUCAGUCUUCCAUCAUGGGUAGAGACCUACCCUGCCCUCGACACUGUGCAUACAAAAGGAACGACGAAAGACCAUAACUCCACCCUUCAGGGAACGGUAGUGGCUAUGUACACCCUUGGCUGUCUUUUUGGCUGCCUUAGUUGCAUAUGGCUGGGCGACAAGUUGGGUAGGAAGAGGACUAUCAUCUUUGGCGCCCUGAUCAACACAAUCGGUGCAGCUCUCCAGGCAUCCUCAUACUCGCUGCCGCAGCUCAUCGUCGGUCGAUUGGUUUCCGGGUACGGCUUCGGACACAUCACGGCCACGGCUCCUAAUUGGCAGGCUGAAUGUUCGGGCGCUGCCCAUAGGGGCGCUGCGGUGAUGCUUGAAGGCUUAUUUAUCUCUCUCGGUUUGGCUAUCGGGGGCUGGACCAACCUGGGAAUGUCUUUCCAUCACGGCUCUGUAACCUUUCGGUUCCCCAUGGCCCUGUCAGGCGUAAUCUCGAUCAUCAUUAUGCUUACUACGCCGCUGCUUCCAGAAUCACCUCGCUGGCUGACCAAGAAGUGUCGAGAGGAUCGUGCGAGAGAGGUUCUAGCAGACCUGACUGAUACAGAUUCGAAUUCUGUUGAGGUGCAGGAAGCAAUCGACGAGAUCAGGACGUCCUUGGCCCUCGCAGGAGAGGCCAAGCUCAAGGAUAUCUUUACCAACGGGCGGCUCCGCCUCUUACAUCGCAUGUGUCUGGCCUGCGCUGCGCAGCUUUUCCAGCAAAUGUCCGGUAUCAACGCCUUGGCCUUUUACCAGGCCAAGAUCUUUGAAGACUACUUGGGCCAAACCCCCAGAGCGGCAAAAAUCAUUGCUGCUUCCGUAUUUACCUGGCAGACCAUCUGCUCGCCCAUUGGUGUCCUGACUGUAGAUAGGUUCGGGCGUCGAAAGUUGAUGAUGGUUUCGUCUCUGGGGAUGGGCGUUUGCAUGGCUGUUGUUGCGGGCGGGUCAUCACAGCCGGGGAACACGGCGUCGGUAGGAGUUGCGGCGGCAUUUAUCUUCCUUUUCUCUCUUUUCUUCCCUACUGGAUUCCUCGGACUUACAUUUUUGUAUGCUGCUGAGAUUUCGCCUCUCAGUCAUCGAGUGCCCAUUACGGCAAUGUCAACUGGCACCGCCUGGCUGUUCAACUUUGUUGUUGCCGAAAUCACACCCAUUGGUCUAGCUACCCUCAAGUACAAAUACUAUAUCAUCUACGCCGUCAUCAACAUAUGUCUCACUUUUCCUAGCGUAUACUUCUUCUUCCCUGAGACCAGCGGCCGUCAAUUGGAGGAGGUCGACGCCAUUUUCUUGAACAGUCACAAUAUUCUGGAAACUGUUCCUAUUGCCAGAAGGAGUCAAGCCGGUCGUAGUAGUAACGGCAUUACCGAGGGGAAGGAGGAGAGACAGGAAGUGGCACAGAUUGAGAGAGGGUUGCCAGCACCUUGA
Fusarium poae is the source of this 1554-nucleotide messenger RNA. RefSeq lists its product as uncharacterized. Gene Ontology annotation, biological process: carbohydrate transport; transmembrane transport. Bases 1 to 1554 code for a protein of 517 amino acids. The record is from RefSeq and is a predicted model, not a curated record. Gene Ontology annotation, molecular function: carbohydrate:proton symporter activity. Lineage: Eukaryota; Fungi; Ascomycota; Sordariomycetes; Hypocreales; Nectriaceae. Gene Ontology annotation, cellular component: membrane. The transcript has 6 exons.